Molecule: messenger RNA, 661 nt
Organism: Mercenaria mercenaria
Lineage: Eukaryota; Metazoa; Mollusca; Bivalvia; Venerida; Veneridae
Product: CUB and zona pellucida-like domain-containing protein 1
Exons: 3
Coding region: 212-607 (131 amino acids)
Source: RefSeq, a predicted model, not a curated record
GGUUGAUGUUCAGUGUGACGUAUCACGAAUAGAGGAGGUAUCCAACAACUUUCAGCCAAACCGUACAAUCAUACACGAAAACCAACAUGUCAGUUCGUCCUCGCACUACAAGUCUGAUGUUUCGUUCUUUACUGAUGGAACAUUCUACCAACAAAUACAGGGCAAUCCUAUAACAUUGAAAACAGGUGAAAACGUUUAUGUAUCUGUGAAAAUGAACUCAGAUGAUGUCCAAGUGAAAAUGCGACUACACACAUGUUACACUAAACCAGAUCCAAAUGCUGAUGCGACACUCACAUAUCCACUGAUAGAAAACGGUUGCGUGGUUGAUCCGGAUACACAUAUCCUCUCCCAAGGGACGCACGAGACUCGGUUUGUGUUCAACGCCUUUGAGUUUCCGAAAAGUCAUAACAGCGUGUAUAUAUUCUGUAACUCCACGUUCUGCAAGACUACAGAUACAAGCGAUAGAUGUACUCAGAUAUGCCAUGGUUCACCUGCACUUGUUGGGCGUUCUUUCGGGACCUGGGACUACUAUGUCGGCAGCUUUAAACGACUGUUGAACAUGUACAGCGACAAGCAGGAAUAUAUCAAACUAUAUAAACUUUCUUAAACUGAUGAUAUGUCGAACUGAAGCUUUAGAUGUAGCAUUAAAUGACAUACACUA